AUGCAACGCCAGGAGCGAGAGAACGUGUGGAGUCAGGUUCUGCUGUGUUUUUGCAGAUACAAGCGCAGGUUCAAGCAGAGGCGCUGCUGGGCCGUGGUGGGAGUGUGCUGGCUGCUCGCCUUCGCGUUCAGUUUCACGCCCAUGUUCGGCUGGUACAACCGCCAGACCCUGGCCAAGAUGGUGGUGGAGAACUUCACCACCAUCGUCUGCAUGUUCGUGUCCGUCAUCCCCAUGACUUACCUGGUCUACUUCCAGUUCUUCGGGUGCACGCUGCUCCCCCUGCUGGUGAUGUGUGCCCUCUACGUCCACGUCUUCCGCUCCAUCUCCAAGCGACUGCAGAGGAGCCAGGCCCCGGGUGCCGAACCCCACGUGUACUACGCCAAAGAGCGGAAGCUGGCCAAGUCCCUGCUGCUGGUGCUGGUCCUCUUCGCUGUCGGCUGGUUGCCGCUGAGCGUCAUGAACUGCGUGACGAUCUUCGGCGGCGACGUCCCUCUGGUCACCAUCUACAUCGGGAUCCUCCUCACGCAUGCCAACUCAGCCGUCAAUCCGGUCGUGUACGCCUUCAAGGUGCCGAAGAUCCGCAGUGCGUACCUGCGGGCCUGGAGGAAGUGCGCCCCCUGCUGGCAGCAGGGGGUAUCGCAGAGCACCGAGAGCAAGGACAUCAGCAUCAAAAGCAAAUCCAUUGAAGAUUAGACCAAGGAACAGGAUUAUUCUGAUAGUAAUCUACACACAGCCAUACUGUGUGCUCAUAUUACCAUCAAUAAGCCAUUCUGCUUACUGUUAAUUAUCAGCACCAUUUUAAAACACUGGCUGGGAUUUAGUCAACAUUUGUCAUUAACCUUGACUAACAAAAUCAAGAGUUACCAAGAAUUUAUUUUUCUUCUCAAGCACACUGUUGAGUUUGGGAAUCUCUG
Anguilla rostrata (American eel) is the source of this 914-nucleotide messenger RNA. Its product is annotated as adenosine receptor A3-like. The record is from RefSeq and is a predicted model, not a curated record. The transcript is spliced from 2 exons. NCBI's taxonomy places the organism in Eukaryota, Metazoa, Chordata, Actinopteri, Anguilliformes, Anguillidae. Gene Ontology annotation, molecular function: G protein-coupled adenosine receptor activity. Gene Ontology annotation, cellular component: synapse; plasma membrane; dendrite. Bases 1 to 693 code for a protein of 230 amino acids. Gene Ontology annotation, biological process: G protein-coupled adenosine receptor signaling pathway.